CGGCAUCGUCCACAUGUGGAUAUAUUUUAUGCGUGUAUAUACUACGUAUGUAACUAACAAUACCGCGUUGUAAACGCUGUGGACGCAUUCUCAAGUCUUUGACUCCCAGCACUGAGCAGUGAUCAAGUUGUAACGUGCUCAUCGCUUUCCAGUUAGACAAAGUCAGCGUCAUUAUUCACUGCGUGCAUCCAGAAAUCUCUAUUAAUUAUGGCAUCACCAGAACGCUCAAAAGAUGCUGAAAUCUCGCGACUCCGAGCGGAAAAUCAAGCCCUGGCAGACGAGUUGGCACAGUGUCAGGCAGAUAAAGAAUUUGUUUGGUCACUAUGGAAACGACUUCAGGUGGCAUCACCCGAUAUGACGCAAGCGAUCAGUUUGGUUUUACAAAGGGAGAAGGAAAAAGCUGAGAUCAAGGACAGGAAAGUGUUGGAAAUACUACGAAUCAAAGAUGAACGGAUAAGUGAAUUAGAUAAGCUGCUGACACAACAACAGCAAGAACUCAACGAUUUUGUCGCCAGAAAAAUAUAUCUGGAUGAAGAAAACUCAGUCCUGAAUAGAGAGAACCGUGAUCUGAAGGAGAAGAGAAGAUCACUGGAGGAAUUGCUCCAAUCAAGGGAAUCAAGAUUGAAAACCAGCGAGGAUUUGAAUCGUCAAGUGAUUGAUAAUUUGGAUCGUGAUAAACAAGAUCUGACAACGCGAGUUACCGAGUUACUGGUGGAAUCGGACAAAGCAAAAGAUGAAAUACACCAAGUUAAAAAAGCCAAUAGUUGCCUUGAAAAUAAACUUAAGAUUGUUGAAGCUGACCUCAGAGAAAAAACAAGGGAACAUGAUCGAUUAAUGAGGGAACACGAAGACACACUCACAAGACUACAGAAUCAUGACAUACAGACACAAAAACAGGACAGAGAAGACAGGAACAAGGAGAGAGACAAUGAGAAGCUAAGGAAAGAACUGAAUGAACUUAAUGCUCUUCACAAUCAGUGCAGUGAACAUGCUUCGCAGCAAGCUGAUCUGAUUCGACAACUUCAAUCGUUGCAGUUUGAUACGCAGAAAAUCAUGAAGAACCAGGAAGAAGCCCACACUAUGGAAUCGUCCUCUUUGCAGUCGAUGUAUUCUGAUCUGAAUUCUCGCUAUCAAGCUUUGAAAGCCGAUUUUGAUAAUUCUGAACGUCAUCUUUCCACGAUACCAGCACGGAAUGUCAGCAUGCAAGUCAAUUUUGCACCUUGGGAUGCGGAAGUUCAAGUUUGUGAGUCGUGUGUUAUUAAUGAAUGCAAAAUGACAAGUUUACAAACAGAGGUUGAUCUAUUGAAAGAAAGAUUGAAAGAAAAAUCAAGAUUGAUUUAUGCUAUGGAUAAAGAAGAUCCUGACAAGGAAUAUGAUUUAUCACUAACAAGAAGUAAAAGAAGGUCCAUGGUCGAGAACACAGGAAGUUCACAUUUCAGCUCCGGCAAUAGAUCCAGAUCACUGUCACCAAUGAGGGCGCCAUUACAUACUAGUAGUCCUAAACAGAGAAGGUCUGCUGGUAUCAGUACAGAUAAAAAGACGGAUGAUCUUGAGAAAUUACUCAAAUUGAAAAAUGCAGAGAUUGAGGAUUUACGAGCCGCUCAUGACAGGCGAUUAGCGAGACUACGUGCAUUACAACAUAAUUAUAAUAUUUUGAAAGAACAAAUUAAAACUUAUGAAGAAGAAAACAGUGGACGGAAAAAGAAGAAGAAAAUGCAUCGUUCUGAUCCUCGUAAACUACAGCAAGAAGACAGUGACAGCGUAUGGAAUGAAUUGGCGUACUUCAAGGGACAUAAUAGAAAUCUAUUGAUGGAAAGAAUGAACCUACAGGAAGAACUAGAUUUGUUAAAGGUGCAAACAGCGGCCGAUGCGGCUCACGUGGGAGAACUGACGCGGUGUCUGCAGCAAGAAAAAGAACAACUGAAAGGCCAGUUAGCGGAAGCCGAGAGAAGUCGAAAAAUUAAAGAUACCGAAAGAAAAGAAAUAUCAGAACAAAAAAGAAAGAUAAAAUCUUUGGAGAAGUUAUUGGAGAGGUUGGAAUCUGAGAGCAAUGAUUUGAUCGAUGAGAGAGACAAUCUUGUCAAGGAAAAAAGGAAUUUGAAAAAUGAAAUCAGUCGGCUGAAGCAAGAAUUAUUAGAAAAAGAUGGUGAAGUGACAGAAGUGAGAAAAGAAAAUCAUUAUUUAACAAAAAAAUUACGACAAAGAAAACUCAGCAGGAACAAAGCUAGGAGAUGCAAGUCAGUGAAAGAGCAUCAAAGAGCACUUAAUAGGUCCAUACAACACAUGAGUGCAUUAUUUUCUGAUUUUGAUGAAGAUGGAUGGGAAGAAAUUAGCACUGACAGCGGUGGUGAGGAGACCGGGGAUAGCUUGGGAGAUAGAAUAGUGAGAACGGCUACAUCACCUGAUUUAACAUGUAGAACACUAGACAGAUCAUUGAGAAGAAGAAGAAGACGACAUGAUAGUAGCGGCAGAUCAAUUUCUCCACGCAGCAUAACUAAACCAUCUAAAAGACAGGCGGCUUCAAUUCAUGGUCACAUAAAACGACUCGCAAAGAGAUAUGAGGUGAAUGAAUCCGAGCGAAAAUUGAAAUGGAGUAACAUUGGUGUGCAGACUGAUGAUGAAGCUCCGAGACCAUGUAAUCAUUUAACUGUGAUUGGCGUUGGUGACAACAGUGUGACCGAUUACACCAAUAAUACAACAAUAGAUACUACUAUCGUUAGAAGACGAGACAUUGCCACAUCACCUCACAUGGGAUUGGCAAAACUGGGAAAAUCACUCAAUAGAUCACAUCGACUGGAAAGUCCAAGUAUGAGUAGUUUGAAACAAAGACUUGGCAGUCUCCAACAACAGGUGACAGUACUGAGGGAUUCUAAGGCUUGCUACAAAAAAGUUUGAAUGACGAGAAGGAAAGUAAGGAGCAUCUACAGUCGGAUCUGAGCGUGUCUAAUCAAAGACUUAAGAUCAGUAAACAAACCAUUCAGAAAUUAACUCAAGAACUUGAUAACAGCCAGGCAGCUAAGGAGACAUUGGAAAGACAGUUGGAAACCAAGAUACAGACAUUACAAGAUGCUGAGAUCAUGUACGGAAAAUUACCAACAUCUGGGAACGGAAAUAAACGAACAGAGUCUGAAUGGAAACAACUGGAAAGCAAGCUGAAGAAUUCCACAACUGAAAUUUCCAAACAAGCUAGUGUCAUUAAAACAUUUAAAAGUGAAAAUGAGAGUCAUUCUGAACAGAUCAAAACGUUACAGGAAAAAAUCAAUAAAUUAGAGCGUGAUAUUACACAAAAAAGAACUUUGAUUGAAGAUUUGAGAAGUAAAGUCAAAGCAGUACAAGAGGAUAAGAAAACCAAC
Molecule: messenger RNA, 3353 nt
Organism: Saccoglossus kowalevskii
Lineage: Eukaryota; Metazoa; Hemichordata; Enteropneusta; Harrimaniidae
Product: centlein-like
Biological process (GO): centriole-centriole cohesion; protein localization to organelle
Cellular component (GO): centrosome; centriole
Source: RefSeq, a predicted model, not a curated record